Messenger RNA from Drosophila santomea, 1836 nucleotides. RefSeq lists its product as uncharacterized. Lineage: Eukaryota; Metazoa; Arthropoda; Insecta; Diptera; Drosophilidae. Gene Ontology annotation, molecular function: nucleic acid binding. Gene Ontology annotation, biological process: DNA integration. The record is from RefSeq and is a predicted model, not a curated record. The transcript is spliced from 3 exons. Bases 1 to 1836 code for a protein of 611 amino acids.
AUGCCAUUCGGACUGCACUCCGCAUCGGCGACGUCCCAGCGGGCGUUGGACCAGGUGAUAGGACCCGAGAUGAUGCCACACGCCUUUGCGUAUCCGGAUGACAUAAUUGUGAUCGGACGGGCACUACAAGAACACAAGCGCAACCUGAAAGAGGUUUUCCAGAGGCUAAGGGCGGCAAACCUGAAAGUUAACUCAGAUAAGUGCAAGUUUUUUCGAAAGGAGCUACAAUACUUGGGUCACCGCGUAACGGAUCAAGGCAUCGGAACAGAUCCGGGGAAAGUAGCGGCAAUAGCACAGCUGAAGCCCCCGGUAAACGUGAAGGAGCAGCGACAGUACCUAGGAGUGGCAUCGUGGUACAGGCGUAUUGUACCUGAUUUUGCGAUGCUGGUGCAACCGUUGAACUCACUCCUCAAGAAACAGGCAAGGACUUUCGUGCUACAGACCUACGCCAGCGACUACGGGCUGAGCGCUAUCCUCACACAGCACUCCGAGCAAGGCGACCGGGUCAUAUCCGACUCCAGCAGAGCGCUGAACGGAGCGGAAAAGAAUUACUCUGCGACAGAGAAGGAGUGUUUAGCGAUAGUGUGGGCUGGCAGAAAAUUAGGACCGUACCUAGAAGGCUACCAUUUCAAAGUGAUAAAAGAUCACAUGGCCCUGAAGUGGCUGAACAGGAUCGAGAGCCCGUCUGGAAGGAUCGGGAGGUGGGCGCUGGAGAUCCAACAAUACGAUUUUGAAAUCUCGUAUAGAAACGGCCAGCUGAACAUCGUCGCGGACGCCCUGUCGAGACAGCCACUGCAGAUAACGAGCCGCAGGAUAACGGCGAGGGAAGAAGGGCGCCCGAACGAGCAGCAAGAAUGCAGGUGGACAGGAGAGAUGCGGAGAAAAGUGAGGCAGGAUCCCCAAAAAUGCCCAGACUACCUACAGGAGGCCGGACAGUUGUACAGGCACAUUCCGCACCGGGCAGGAAAUGAGGAUAUGAUGUCAUGGAAGCUGUGUGUACCAACCAGGAUGAGGCAGCGCUUCAUGUCCGAGAACCACGACAUGCCGACGGCAGGACACCUGGGAUGUCGGAAGACAAUUGCGAGGGUGGCUGCCAGGUAUCACCGGCCAGGAAUGCACCGAGGCAUAAGAAGGUACGUGUGGAACUGCGAGAGCUGCAUGAGGUACAAGCCUAACCAGCUGCAAGCAGCCGGGAAAAUGCUGACCCAGGUGCCGGAAGAACCAUGGGCCACCGUGUGUGCUGAUUUUGUGGGCCCCUUGCCGAGGUCAAGGCACGGAAAUUCGAUACUGCUGGUCUUGGUGAACAGGUUCUCCAAGUGGACCGAGAUCGUUCCGAUGCGAAGGGCAGCCACCGAGACGCUACGAAAGGCUGUGCGAGAGCGAAUAGUGGCCAGAUACGGGGUGCCAAAAGUUAUGAUCACGGAAAACGGAGUCCAAUUCACGAGCAGGGCGUUCAGGAGGUUUUUGGAGGAGCUGGGUGUGGGACACCAGCUCACGGCUCCAUAUACUCCACAAGGAAACCCGACAGAAAGGGUCCAACAGGACCAUGAAAACAAUAAUCGCGCAGUUCACAGGGGCCGAUCAGAGGACAUGGGAAGAGAACUAGCCGGAGCUGCAGCUGGAGAAAACGCGGAAAAACUGAAGGAGAUCUUCGAACUGGUUUGGAGGAAUAUGAAAAAGGCAGCGCAGGAUCAGGCGCGUCACUACAAUCUCCGAAGGAGGCCGUGGAAACCCAAGGUGGGAGAAACAGUAUGGACCAAAGAGCACCACCUAUCAAAGCAGCCGAGGGCUUCGCGGCGAAACUGGCACCAAGGUUUGACGGGCCGUUCAAAAUAA